Acanthopagrus latus (yellowfin seabream) is the source of this 1038-nucleotide messenger RNA. RefSeq lists its product as uncharacterized. Bases 48 to 932 code for a protein of 294 amino acids. The record is from RefSeq and is a predicted model, not a curated record. Gene Ontology annotation, molecular function: oxidoreductase activity. The transcript is spliced from 8 exons. Lineage: Eukaryota; Metazoa; Chordata; Actinopteri; Spariformes; Sparidae.
AAGUUCUGCUUUGAGGUGUAGAGGAAGGAGUGGUGCUGUAGUCCUGUAUGAACUACAAAUCAGUACCUAUCGCGUCAAAUUGCGUCAUCACUGGUGGACGAAGCACACGCUCUAGCACAAACACCGCUGAAAUCAUGGCAUCGGGCGACGCGUUUAAAGUGUCUUCCCUGAAGGGCAAAGUGGCUCUGAUAACGGGGGCCAGCUCGGGCAUCGGGGCAGGUACGAGCGUCCUGUUCGCCAAGCUCGGAGCUCUGCUGGCUCUGAAUGGCCGCGACGUGGAAAACCUCAGCAAGAUAUCCAAACAGUGCACCGACUGUGGAGCUGCAGAGCCUUUGCUUGUUCCUGGAGACCUCACCGAUGAGGAGACGGUGAAGAAGACAGUGGAGCAAACUAUCGCCCACUUCGGCCGGCUGGACGUCCUGGUCAACAGCGCUGGGGUCCUGGCCAUGGGCAGCAUCGAGGCGACAGACUUGGCUCAGUACGACAAGGUCAUGAACAUCAAUGUCAGGUCUGUGUACCACCUGACUCAACUCUGCGUGCCCCACCUGAUCAAGACCAAAGGCUCCAUCGUCAACGUGUCCAGUGUCAACGGACAGAGAUCAUUCCCCGGUGUGCUGGCGUACUGCAUGUCCAAGUCCGCCAUCGAUCAGUUCACACGUUGUAUUGCACUUGAACUGGCGUGUAAGCAAGUCAGAGUGAACUCGGUCUGCCCUGGUGUGAUCAUCACCGAUGUCCACAAGAGAGCAGGACUAGAUGAGGAUCAGUAUGCCCAGUUUCUUGCAAAGUGUAAGCAGACCCAUGCCCUCGGUCGACCAGGGGAGGUGGAGGAAGUGGCCCACAGCAUCGCCUUCCUGGCGUCCGACGCUGCUAGCUUCAUUACCGGAGUCAACCUGCCCAUCGACGGGGGCCGCCAUGCCAUGUGCCCAAGAUGAGAGCACGCAAAAGAUACGGCCAUCUGCUGAUAUACUGAUUUCAACUUCUGUCUGCCUGUUUGUUUUGUAAUAAAUACGACUACAGGUGAAUAACUACUAAAACUAA